This is a messenger RNA of Penicillium cataractarum, 894 nucleotides long. RefSeq lists its product as uncharacterized. Bases 1 to 894 code for a protein of 297 amino acids. The transcript has a single exon. Lineage: Eukaryota; Fungi; Ascomycota; Eurotiomycetes; Eurotiales; Aspergillaceae. The record is from RefSeq and is a predicted model, not a curated record.
AUGAUAAAUCGGAAAACCGCUGUCCUGCUACUGGCGUCACAUCUAGCGUUGACAGCAUGCCAACCGCAUGGAGCCCCCACGGCCACUUCGCUCGAAACACUCAAGGAUGAGCUCUCACCGGCUAGUUCCGAUGGAGGGCUUAUUUAUCUUGGUGUGAGAGAUGCUAUUGAUCGGGUCAUAAUUGUCGCCCGUGAUACAUCCACAACCUCCGAAUCAACAACAUCCACAACCGAAACGACUACUUCAUCUACAUCGACAAGCACGACUUCUUCGGAGACGACAUCGACAUCGACGACAACUUCAAGCUCAACUAGCACUUCAUCCACGUCAUCUACUUCAACUACGUCAACCGCAACAACAAGCUCAACCUCGUCCACCUCCACACAGUCUACAACUAGUUCAACUUCGACGACAUCCAGCAGCUCAACAACCACGACAAGUUCUUCUACGACGACCUCUACCGCGUCUGCUACGAGUACGACAAGUGCCGAAAUUGCUGAGUGGAAUCGCAAAGGAAACAUUGCAGCCAUCAUCUUCUCCUGUUGUCUCGUCUCGCUAUUUUCCGGUGUCAGCAUAUUACACUGCGCCAAAGACCGAGCCAAAUCCAAGCGAAUUGCCGCACGAGAGCUCCUGAAAGCUAAAUCGAUCGCCGCCGAGUCUCUUGUUGCAUCUAGGGGAGGCUCCACGGCUGAACUCAUUCCUGACCGUUCAUCGAUGAUGUUUAAAGAUAAUCCUUUUGGUGACCAGCGUCCACAGACUGCUUACAGUGGAGCUGGAUCAGCCAAUAAUGGUUGGGCAACUACUUCCCCGGCACAGCAACAAGCAUCAAUGGAGAGCUCGACAGCGGCCAAUGGGACUUCGAAUGGGGAUCACCAUCGUGGAGGAUUUGUUUGA